AUGCCCGGACUCAAAGUGAGUUCCCCCUCCUCAAGCUGUUAUCACCCACUCUACGAGCGAGUGGUGGGCCCCUCUCUCUUGCCUCUCUUGCCUCUCUUUCCUCUCUUUCCGCCCCGCCCCCGCCUUACUCGGCAAGCUGACCCAACGUGUUAACGUGUUACGUGUUACCCCGGUCGUGGUUGGGUGGUGCGCUCCUCCGUUGCAGGUCGCUCUGCUCGGUGCCGCUGGUGGUAUCGGACAACCGCUUGCUCUCUUGCUCAAGCAGGUAAAUUCUUUCUACUCGACCAGUCUCGAGUAACGCUUCUCUGCUAACUGACGACGGUGUUGGGUUUCCCCCCCGCCGUCCCGCUCUCCGCCCGCUGCGACCGUAGAACCCCGCCGUCACCGAAUUGGCCUUGUUCGAUGUCGUCCCCGUCGUGAAGGGUACGUCCAAACGAGCACACCUUUUUGACUCCUCAACUGCUGUGACUGACCCGCCCGUGAGCCCAUGGCUCCAGGUGUCGCUGCCGACAUCUCCCACGUCGACAGUCCCGCGGUCACGACCGGCUACACCAAGGACGACGACGGACUCAAGCACGCCUUGAAGGACGCCCAGGUCGUCGUCAUCCCCGCUGGUGUUCCCCGCAAGGUCAGUGUUUUCUUGAUUCCCGCCCGCGUCGAUGCACGCCUCCGUCAUACACCGCCGAAGUGGGAGGACCCCGGAGAGAGUCGGGAUGGCACUCUCUAUCCAUCCCCGGAACUCCGAAUUUCCUCUUCGGCUGGCCACGGAGCGUACAACCCCCAUUCGAGAAGGGGCCUUUCCUGUAGUACUCGACUGACUCUGUUCUUGCAUCUACUACACUGCUUAACCGCGUGAACCUUCGAUGACGAUGUUCUCGGCGAACUCGUAGCCCGGUAGUGAGUGAAUACCACAUCCAGCUUCCCGAGCAGCCUGCGCCUAGAACUGACUCGAAUACACCAUCGAUUCGCAGUGACCCGCGAUGACUUGUUCAACAUCAACGCCGGCAUCGUCCGUGACCUCGCCACCGCCAUCGCCGAAACCUGCCCCAAGGCUUUCGUCUGCGUAAGUGAUCUGUCGGCGACACCUGACUGCAUGACCACCAGAUCUGACCCAUUUCAUUGCCAUUACGCGCGAGUCAGAUCAUCUCCAACCCCGUCAACUCGACGGUGAGUGCCGAAGAGCCACGUCCGCUCAGGAGCUGAAACUUACCGCGAAUUCGUCCUUUUAGGUCCCCAUUGCUGCCGAGGUCUUCAAGAAGGCCAACGUCUUUGACCCCAAGCGGUGAGCACAACACUGCACUCUUCCUGUCAACACUCUUUGGCCGCCCGACUCACGCCUGGGUUCUCACAGCGUCUUUGGUGUCACCACCUUGGACGUCGUUCGAUCGUCGACCAUGUCGGCCCAAGCGAUCGGCGAGCCGACCCAUGGUCCCAAGUACACGAUCCCGGUCGUCGGUGGUCACUCUGGCGUGACGAUCCUACCCCUCCUCUCGCAAUCCGAGCCCGCCUUACCUUCUUCGCUCUUGAACGACCAAGACAAGUUGUCCAAAUUGAUCACCCGCAUCCAACAAGGUGGUGACGAGGUCGUGCAAGCCAAAGCCGGUGCAGGAUCCGCUACUUUGUCGAUGGCUUACGCCGGCUACAAGUUCGUCGAGAGGUUGAUCGACGCCGCUUUCAAGGGAAAGAAGGGCGUGAUCGAACCUACGUACGUUUACGUCAAGGACGACACCAAGUUGCAACAGGAGAUUGGAACGCCUUUGGAUUUUUUCGCCGUACGCGUCGAAUUGGGUCCCAAUGGUGCUGAAAAGUUGUUGCCUUUGGGUUCGAUGAGCGAAUUCGAGAAGGGCUUGUUGAAGCACGUGACGGGAGAAUUGGGAGGUUCGAUCACGAGUGAGUGGAGAGUGGUUUCAUUCGUAGCGAUGGCUGGUCUUACCCCCUUCGGAUGGGCUGAUCGCUUUUUUUUUUUCGCUUUUUCGUCGUCGCAGAGGGUGUCGAGUUCAUCUCCAAGCUUUAG
Messenger RNA from Microbotryum saponariae, 2014 nucleotides. The record is from the annotation of a GenBank genome assembly. Lineage: Eukaryota; Fungi; Basidiomycota; Microbotryomycetes; Microbotryales; Microbotryaceae.